GGAAGUUCCGGUUUUGCGUCAACAAAUUAUAAACAAAGUUGGCGGUAAAGAUGGAGCCCGUAGAGGCGAGAGAAGCUGCGCCCAGCGGUGAAACAAACGAGGAGUACAGAGUGCAAGUUACGUCGAAGAAACAAGUAACAGAGCAGAUAAAUAAACAUAAAGAAACUCUGCGGGAGCUUCUGGACCGACAGCCGGACGUCGACGAGGAGACGAAGCGGCUGUUAGUGCAGGAGCUGCAGGCGAACUUUGAGGCAGCUGUUCAAGAGAACGUGUUGGUGAACGGAAAACCUUGGGAGGAAGCACCCGAUGAUGAAGAGAGCGAGGCUGUUGACCUGGAGCGCCUGCUUGAUGACACCAUCGUUGAGACCACUAGGAGGCGCCGUACGUACCCGAGAAAGAUCCUGCCCCAUGUUAUCCACUCCCUGAAAGCUGAGAGGAAAAUCAUGGGUCUGUACGAGCAGACAGUCCAACCUCAGGAGAUGGUCAGAGAUCCUGAACAAGAGAGCAUCAUGAACGAUCUGUCAGCAGCAGCUCCUGUGAUGGUGAAACAGGCCAUCCAGGUCAUAAAGUCCAUCAACACCCUGCAGAAACAAGCCGAAGGCCUCUGUGAGAUCCUCAACAUGAAACCGAGUCACGCCUCGAUGGAAAUCCACAGAGAAGUAUUUGGAUCUAACGGCCAAUCAGACGCUGCCCCGCUUCCUGUGAACGGAGGGACAGGGAGCAGGCAGCCAAUAAAGAGAGCCGUGGAGGAAGCAGCAGAGGCAAACUGUUACGUGCCGCUCAGUAAGAAAUCUGCGGCAGAAGAAAAGCCAGAGUGACAAAUCCUGCCGCCCUUAUCCCAGAACAAUGGUGAUGGCGUGAUGUCAUGGACUAAUUGGGUUUCUUUUUUCUCCUCACUGUUUUGUCUAUAAACCCUUUAAAACAUACAAAACAGGGAUUAAAAUGACAUUACUUUUGGGAUUAAUCAUCAAACAUGUAGUUACUGAUCUGUGACUCAUUAUGGACAUGAAAAAAAACCAAUAUUAAAGAUUAAAACUUGUAAAUAAAAAUAACUGUUGUCCCCAGCAACCUCUACAGUUCUAAGACCGGAGUCCUUAAAGGUAUGAUGUCCAACAUUCAGAGCAGAUGAUUUAAAACAAAGCUGCCUCUUCAGCGCAACACUUCCCCUCAUCUCCCACCCCUACCUUAGUGAUCCGACAGAGUGCAGCCGUUUCUAUUGUUACGCCUCCACCAGAGUGCGACCCACAAAUUCACCCGAUCAAACAAAUCAAACACCUUACAAUAAGUAAAACUUACUUACAAUAUUGAAGUAAAAAAUAAAACCUAAAAUCCUUGACUGAGCAGCACAACUCCAAAAGCUUUCCCUCCUCCUGAACUCUGCUCUGGGUUGUUGUUUUUUAAGAUUUAUUUUUGUGCCCUUAUUGAAGAGAUAGGACAGUGGAUAGAGUCGGAAAUCAGG
Labrus bergylta (ballan wrasse) is the source of this 1459-nucleotide messenger RNA. RefSeq names its product NSL1 component of MIS12 kinetochore complex (gene nsl1). Lineage: Eukaryota; Metazoa; Chordata; Actinopteri; Labriformes; Labridae. Gene Ontology annotation, cellular component: kinetochore; MIS12/MIND type complex. Gene Ontology annotation, biological process: mitotic sister chromatid segregation. The record is from RefSeq and is a predicted model, not a curated record.